Messenger RNA from Neospora caninum, 3735 nucleotides. RefSeq lists its product as hypothetical. The transcript is spliced from 15 exons. The coding region runs from base 1 to 3735 and encodes 1244 amino acids. The record is from RefSeq and is a predicted model, not a curated record. Gene Ontology annotation, molecular function: helicase activity. NCBI's taxonomy places the organism in Eukaryota, Apicomplexa, Conoidasida, Eucoccidiorida, Sarcocystidae.
AUGGGUACCGAACUCCUUUCCGCUGCACGCGAUGUCGACGGCAAGAAAGCAGGUGCUGCAGCAGGCAGCAAAUUUGGGUCUUCAGAACCCGGGUCUGAAAAGACUUUGGUAAAAAAGACGUUUCCCCACAGACCGCAGCCGCUUGGUCGCCACCCGCGGUAUCCCCAUAGCAAAUCCGGGAAGGUGUUGCGUAAGGCAAAUUACUUGCAGCGUCUCCGCGUUGUCGAAGGCGCCGGCCGCACCCCCAGCGUUGAGCCGUUCGACAAAAUCAUUCUUUCAUUCGACUUCUACCGGGACAUUCACGACGAGAAGUGCCGCAGAAAAGAGACGAGCUCUGCUGCCCCCACCCCCGCUUCCCGAUCUUCAGUUGCCAAAACCGGUGACGCUUCGCAGACAACCGGAAAGGAAUCGGUCCUUGAACCCGAACAACGCGGCGGCGGACACUCGACAUCCCAGCCGCACGUCCAAGACGAACCUGCGGAGGGCGAAACGGGCGAAGCCUCGGGAGAUGUCGGUUCUGCGUGUGUGCGCGAAGAGGGCCCUGCGUCGACGCCCGAUUGCAGUGCAAGUGACCAACCAGGUCCAAGUCUUUCUCGAGCGUCAGAGGAUGACUCGGAAGACGAAGACAGCGACGACGAAUUUGGAGUCUCGAAGUUACGGACUGUACCGACGUACUUCAACUCCGCAGAAGAUUACGUCAACACAUUCUUUCCUCUCUUCAUUCAAGAAGCGAAGCAGUCCAUUCACCGGGCGAAAAAGAUGGAAAUGAGCAAGGCUGAACGCUUUAUCCAGGUUAGCGGUGAGCCGCAAGGCGACUUCAUCUACCUCACGCUCGAACGGGCGCAGAUGCUCAGCCCUCACUCCAGUCACUACUGCCACAACGAUCUCGUUGUACUCUACAUUCCUGAGGAGCAGAACCGCCAGUCGGAUCUGUCCAGCGCCUCGACAGCGCCGCGCCUUUCUCUCGCGCCGUCGUCGGGGAGUCAGGCUCUGCGGGCGGAGGAGGAAACGAAGGCCGGGGUGUCCGUACAGGAGCUCUUUGGCCCGGAGGACACGUCGACGAUGAAGCCUGAGGACACCGAGUUGCAGCUGGAACAGGCCAGCAGGGAACGAGGCGACGCGAGCCAUGACCUCAGCACGGUUCACAAGGUUCACAUGCUCGGCGUCGUCCAUCAGUCGCUACGGAGCACCCUGGUUGUGAAGAUUUUGAUGCCGCUUCUGUCUCACCCCGAGGAGACGGACGGGUCUUCUUGUGAGUCCCCGGACGAAGGCACAGGCCACAGGAACGGGCGAAGAAGGCCUUUGAGCGGGUCGGAGCAGGACAAGGACGGCCCGAACAGCGACGACGACGACGUUGCGGAUGCAGAAAUCGAGCGACGCAAGACACGCGAGGCGCUUCGACGAGCGAGAAGGCAACAGCGACGGAAGGCCAGGCGCGAGAGAAUUCUCGCGUUGACUGAGGCCCUCAAUGAUUCGCAAACGCCGUGGCGAGUAUGCAGAGUUAUGGGUCUCACUACGCUCCAUCGAGAGUUCCAGGGUUUAAUGUCGGUCCCCGAUCUCCUUAUCAAGAAACAAAUUCUGUGUCCGAGCCGUGGAGCUCUCGGGUCGUUGACCGCGCCGCUGCAGAAUCCCCUGCUGGAAGAUGUGGCAGCACAAGACGCUUCUGAGUCACGGCCGGGCGACGGUGAUCACUCUGGAGAUGAAGGUGUCGGUGGCUUCCCGUCGACAGCGGCGUCGAAGGACCGAGACAACGCAGAACAGGCGAACGACGAUGCAUCGGCUCUUUCGACUCGCCAGAAGCUGUUUAUCUCCUCGAAGCUGCGGGAGUCCCUCCACCAACUGUAUAACACCAGCCAACUGGAUGCCUUGAACGACUGCUUGAAGAUCCAAGGCGUGACGCUUAUCCAAGGCCCUCCCGGGACAGGGAAGACGACGACCAUUAUGGCGGUGAUAUCUGUCGUUUUGAAUGCCCAGAUGGAGAGCAACGACAGAAGCGCAGUUGGGGUGAACACGGCGGCCAAAGCCCCGGGAGCAGACGAAGUCGAGGCGAGCGCAGCCGGGGGUAGCCUUGGAAAUUGCGGGCAAUGCGCAAAGCUUGACGAAACAGAAGAGGAAAGAGCAAAACGACGGGAGGCCGAAGAGUUAGAAAUCAAGAAGUGCCUGGCACGCGCUCAGCCCUGGCUCUCUGCCAGGGAGUACGUUCCAUGGAUGGACGAGGUCGUCUGCAUGACUGAAGACUUGGAAGGCAGCGACGCCAACUGGAGUGCCUCAGCCACGGCGAAUGGAGUCAGCGAUUCCCAGCGGGUUUUCCUUGACAAAGGAAGAAAUGCGCUGCUGCCCAACCGCGUGCUCGUGUGCGCGCCUUCGAAUGCCGCCAUCGAUGAAAUUUUGAAGCGUCUCGUGGCGGAGCCCAGCAAGGGAGGCGGCAUUUUCGAUUCACAAGGCAAACGCUACACUCCCUCAGUUGUUCGCGUCGGUCCGAACGUCCACCCAGACUUGGUUCACUACAGUCUGGAGUAUAAGGCGAAUCAGCUGAUGAAGGCGAAAGGCGCCACACAUUUCUCGGCACUUGCGGCAAUCAAGGCCGAAAUUCUUCAGGAAAGCCGCAUCGUAUGCGCCACGCUCUCAGUCUGUGGCUGCCGAGACAUCGCCGCCGCCACGGAGGCCUUCGACACGGUUGUCAUUGACGAGGCUUCUCAAGGAGUGGAGAUGUCGACACUCAUUCCGUUGCGGCUCGGCUGCCGGCGGCUCAUCCUUGUUGGUGAUCCUCGGCAGUUGCCUGCAACGAUUUUCUCGCGGGUGGCCAUUCAACAUCGGUAUGAUCAGUCGCUCUUCCAACGCCUUGAGGCGGCUGGGCAUAAAGUCAACAUGCUCAGUGUGCAGUACCGCAUGCAUCCAUGCAUCAGCAAAUUUGCGAGUAGCACCUUCUACCAAAACCAGCUUCAAGAUGCGGAAAACAUUGUCGGUCUUGUUCGCCCGCCAAUCCCGUGGUAUUCGAUUCCGAUUUUCAAGCCCCUGGUGUUCUUCGCCAUUAACACGAGUCACACGGAGGAGAACACCUCUCUUGUCAACGUGGAUGAGGCGAACUUCGUCUGUCAGCUGGUCGACCUGCUGAAACGCAUCUUCGUUGCGCUAGGCCAGACGGACUGGGAAGGAAAGGUAGCGGUGAUCAGUCCGUAUGCGCAGCAGGUGUCGUUGCUCCGACAGCGCAUCAAGGCACAGCUAAGGAUAACCGACAAUAAACCCUGCCCGAUCGAUGUCAAUACAGUUGAUGGAUUCCAGGGACAAGAGAAGGAUCUGAUUAUCUUCUCUGCGGUUCGCGCACAAUAUACGAGCCCGACGACUGCUGCAACAAAAUUAGACACGUCAAUAGGUUUUUUGGCUGACGAAAGGCGUAUCAACGUCGCCCUGACGAGAGGACGUACAAACCUGUGGAUCGUAGGCAACGGGCGCUUUUUGAUGAGCAACCACCAUUGGCGGUGCCUAUGGAAGUACACGAAGGAGCUUGGCACAUUAAUUUCGAUUGAAGAAAAAUUCAUGAAGACGGAGCUUCUGCUUGCUAAGUGGCUGCUGAAGUUCACCAACAAACACCCGGCGGAGAAAAAUAUGCUGGACGAGCAGGUGCCGACUUUCCUGCCCGCUCUGGAGACGGAUGUCAAGGAGUGCGCAGCAGCCAGGAAGGCAAGAAAAGUCUCCACCGAGGACGUGACUUCAGUCUCUCCAGGAAACGAGUGA